GUUUCUCAGUAAUUAUAUAUAUAUAGUAGGGUCGAUUCUAUAAAGUUAAAUUUUAAGUGGAUCACAACUAGAUUUUCCCUGGACAAAGAGGUCUUAGAAAUAGGAAAAGAAAAAAAGAAAACUAGAAGAGUUUCUUUUAUUUUUAAUUUUUAAAAAGUUCACGUGACCCCACUAAACUAGAGCUGCUCCGCCCCUCGUCUUGCAUGCAUCAUGCAUGAUAUAAGGGAAAAUGAAAGUUUGGUCAAAAUAUUUACUAUAUAUAUAUAUAUAUAUAUAUAUAUAUAUAUUGCUAGCUGCAUUUGCCCUAUUCUAUAAGCAAAAGCAUUUUGGUCGGUAGAAGACUUGAUACUGUCUUUAUAAGUAUACACGAAGAGAAAAAGAGGUAAUAAGAAAGAAGAGGAGAAGUAAUUAAUGGAGAUCUAUAGUCUUCUGCUAUCUGCUUUCGGUGUUAUUGGGUUCGUCUACUGCUUCAUUCAUAUCUUCAAGGAAAGCUUGCUUGGUCCAUUUGCGGUGAAGAGGAAACUCCAUAUUCAAGGUAUAAAAGGUCCUUCUCCUUCUUUUCUUUAUGGAAAUCUAUCUCAGAUGCAGCAAAUCCAGUUGAAGACAAAGAAAGAGCCUCCACCCCAUGAUCAAAUUGCAGCACUGGACUACACCUCUAUCGUGUUUCCUUACUUUGAACAUUGGAGGAAACAGUACGGUCCAGUGUACACUUAUUCAACAGGAUUUAAACAACAUUUGUACCUAACAGACCCUGAGUUGGUGAGGGAAAUGAACCAGUGCAAUACUUUGGAUUUGGGGAAACCUCCUUAUGUCACUAAAAGAUUUGCGCCCAUGUUCGGCAAUAGCAUUAUCAGGUCCAAUGGCCAUUUUUGGGCUUUACAGCGCAAAAUGGUUGCCCCAGAAUUUUUCAUGUUCAAGGUCAAGAGCAUGGUGGGGCUAAUGGUGGAAUCAACCAAACCAUUGAUAAGGGAGUGGGAGCAACGCAUUGAAACUCAAGGUGGUGCCCAAGCUGAAAUUACAGUGGAUGAUGAUUUGAAGGGUCUAUCAGCCAAUGUGAUCGCAAGAGCUUGUUUUGGCAGCUCUUAUUUCAAAGGCAAUGAGAUUUUCUCCAAGCUUAGAACUCUCCAUAAAGCCCUUACCAAGCAUGCCACCCUUUUUGGCUUCUCAGGUUUUCGCAAGAACUACAGAGAAAUUAGGAGCUUGGAAAGAGAGAUAGAGUCGUUAAUUUGGGACACAGUUCAAGAACGCCAAAGACAAGGUUUAACUGAAAGGGACCUAAUGCAAUUAAUACUUGAAGAAGCUGUCAACAACACUGAUGCAGGGAAGCUUUCACCAAAGCAGUUUAUAGUAGACAAUUGUAAAAGCUUAUACUUUGCAGGACAUGACACGACUGCUAUUUCUGCUUCUUGGUGUUUGAUGCUCCUUGCUUUACAUCCAGAUUGGCAAUCUCAAAUCCGAGCAGAAGUUGCAGAAUUUUGCAAUGAUGAAUUGUUAGAUGCCAAUUCGCUGUCCAACUUGAAAACGGUAACAAUGGUGAUUCAAGAGGCCCUGAGGCUAUUCCCACCAGCAGGAUUUGUGGUAAGGGAGGCAUUUGAAGAAGUCAAAAUUAGAAAUAUUAUAAUACCGAAAGGUGUAUGCACGUGGACUUUGAUUUCAACCUUACAUAGAGAUCCAAGUAUUUGGGGACCAGAUGCUGACAAGUUUAAUCCUGGAAGGUUUGCUGAUGGGAUCUCUAAAGCUUGCAAGUUUCCUCAAGCCUAUAUCCCUUUUGGAUUAGGGACUCGCUUGUGCGUCGGUAGAAACUUCGCCAUAGUAGAACUGAAAAUUGUUAUCUCCCUUAUUGUUUCCAAGUUCAGAAUUUCCUUGUCACCUAAUUAUGUUCAUUCUCCUGUCCUUAGAAUGCUUGUUGAACCUGAACAUGGUUUACAACUUCUAAUCCAAAAGAUAUAGUUAGUGUUAGUGGAUUCAAAAAAUUAUAUGCUGAUAUACUUAUGGAUUUGCUAUAUUGCUGUAGCGUGUGUGUGUAUAUUGUUGAACAAUGACUAGUGCCAUUGCUGUGAA
Messenger RNA from Ricinus communis (castor bean), 2061 nucleotides. RefSeq names its product cytochrome P450 714A1. The transcript is spliced from 5 exons. Lineage: Eukaryota; Viridiplantae; Streptophyta; Magnoliopsida; Malpighiales; Euphorbiaceae. The record is from RefSeq and is a predicted model, not a curated record. Gene Ontology annotation, molecular function: oxidoreductase activity, acting on paired donors, with incorporation or reduction of molecular oxygen; heme binding; iron ion binding. The coding region runs from base 412 to 1950 and encodes 512 amino acids.